AUGACCAUGGGAAAGAUUACCUUCUACGAGGACAGGAACUUCCAGGGCCGUUCCUAUGAGACCAGCUCAGACUGCCCUGAGUUGACCUCCUACCUGAGCAGGUGCAACUCCUGCAGGGUGGAGAGCGGCUGCUUCAUGGUGUACGACCGCUCCAACUUCCAGGGAAACCAGUACUUUGUGAGGAGAGGAGAGUAUGGUGACCACCAGCGUAUGGGCAUGUCUGACUGCAUUAGGUCCUGCCGAAACAUCCCCAUGCACAGCGGCCAGUUCAGGAUGAGGAUCUACGAGAGGGAAAACUUCGGAGGUCAGAUGCACGAGAUGAUGGACGACUGUGAGAACAUGAUGGACCGUUACCGCAUGUCCGACUGCCAGUCCUGCAAUGUGAUGGACGGCCACUGGCUCAUGUACGAGCAGCCCAACUACAAAGGCAGGCAGAUGUACCUGAGGCCUGCAGAGUACAGAAACUUCAGCAACAUGGGAGGAAGCAUGGGCAACAUGAAAUGGCAGUCUAUGAGGCGUAUCAUGGAUUCUUGUUAA
Salvelinus namaycush (lake trout) is the source of this 537-nucleotide messenger RNA. Its product is annotated as gamma-crystallin M3-like. The record is from RefSeq and is a predicted model, not a curated record. Gene Ontology annotation, molecular function: structural constituent of eye lens. Gene Ontology annotation, biological process: visual perception; lens development in camera-type eye. Bases 1 to 537 code for a protein of 178 amino acids. The transcript is spliced from 3 exons. Lineage: Eukaryota; Metazoa; Chordata; Actinopteri; Salmoniformes; Salmonidae.